This is a messenger RNA of Phymastichus coffea, 1528 nucleotides long. RefSeq names its product band 7 protein AGAP004871-like. Gene Ontology annotation, cellular component: plasma membrane. NCBI's taxonomy places the organism in Eukaryota, Metazoa, Arthropoda, Insecta, Hymenoptera, Eulophidae. The record is from RefSeq and is a predicted model, not a curated record. The coding region runs from base 419 to 1348 and encodes 309 amino acids. The transcript is spliced from 7 exons.
UUGGAUCCCGCGCGAGCGCGAACGACUUUGAAGAGCCGCGAGGAGGUAUUUCUCAGGAAAAAUUUUCUUUCUCGCGAGACACUAAUUGAGCAGUUGCAGAACUUCAACGACCCCGGAACACGAAAGUUUCUUCUUCUUUUUUUCUUAUUUUCACGGCGUCGCUUGAGGUUUCAUCCGAAGCACGACCGCAUAAUCCUAUUUUUGACUGUCAUUCAGGCUUCGCAAGUGGAGCAGAGAGAGUACACGUACAGCAAGCUAUAUAGUACCCCCCCCCCCCCCCCACCUCCUCACACACAACGACAGCAGCGUUCAACACGAUGAGGCGUCCGAGGCAAGCAAACGAGAAGGCUGCUACUGCUGCUGCUGCUGCUGCUGCUGCUAGAAUGGGAUAAUAAUUCGACGAGGCAAACACGACGGUAUGGUAAACUACGGCUGUACGAAAACCGGAAGUGGAGGCGUCGAAUGCUUCGUUGAGUUCAGAGAAUCGCUUAAGGAAGAAGACCCUGAAGGUAUGGGAAUAAUGACAAGAUGUAUCGAACUUUCCGCUGUCAUUGGAUCCUUCUUGCUCAUCCUUAUUACAAUGCCAUUUUCUCUGUGCGUCAUUUUUAAAGUCGUACAAGAAUACGAAAGAGCAGUUGUGUUUAGAAUGGGUCGAUUGAAAGGUGAACCUCGAGGUCCAGGUACAUUUUUCGUAAUCCCUUGUAUCGACAACUGCGUACGAGUUGAUUUACGUACCGUGUCAUUCGAUGUGCCCCCGCAGGAGGUCCUUACCAAAGACUCUGUUACUGUCAGCGUCGAUGCAGUCGUCUAUUACCGUAUUAAGGAGCCCCUCAACGCCGUCGUCAAGAUUGCGAAUUACAGCCACUCAACGCGACUAUUGGCCGCGAGUACUCUGCGUACUGUUCUCGGCACAAGGAGCCUUGCCGAGAUUCUAGCUGAACGAGAAACUAUAUCCCAUACUAUGCAGGCAUCACUCGAUGAAGCCACUGAUCCCUGGGGAGUAAAAGUCGAGCGUGUGGAAAUAAAGGAUGUGCGACUGCCGGUGCAGCUUCAACGAGCGAUGGCUGCCGAGGCGGAAGCAGCUCGCGAAGCUCGAGCUAAAGUGAUUGCAGCCGAGGGUGAAAUGCGCGCUUCGCGAGCCCUUAAAGAAGCAAGUGAUGUCAUAUCUAUGAGUCCUGCUGCGCUUCAGCUGCGGUACUUACAGACUCUCAACAAUAUAUCUGCCGAGAAGAAUUCUACAAUUAUUUUUCCAUUGCCGGUUGAAUUAUUAGCUCCAUUUUUCACGAUGAGGAGGCCACCUGUGUGUGAAGUCAGUACAAAUGCAAGGACUAACAGCAAACUGGUCUAAUUUUUAAAUACUAUUACGUUGCUAAGUCAAACAAUCAUAAUAUUCAUUGUCAUGUUCGUUAUAUUUGAAUAUUAUAUGUGAUCUCUUCAUUUAUUUCAAUGUUUUAAUUCUAGUGUAAUAAUUUUCCUAGGUUAACAUUUAGUUUCAAAAGUAGACUUGUUAGUUUUAUCCAUUUGUGAA